Molecule: messenger RNA, 2062 nt
Organism: Stylophora pistillata
Lineage: Eukaryota; Metazoa; Cnidaria; Anthozoa; Scleractinia; Pocilloporidae
Product: adenosine receptor A2a-like
Biological process (GO): G protein-coupled receptor signaling pathway
Cellular component (GO): plasma membrane
Molecular function (GO): G protein-coupled receptor activity
Source: RefSeq, a predicted model, not a curated record
UUAAGGUUACCUGAGACCAAAACAGUCUACUCUUCCCACAUCUAAUUACGAAGACUGGGCAACAUUAUCAUCCCCGGGAUGUUUAAACUUUCAAGAAGCAGGUGGCGAAGUGUUAGGUUUCAACAGGCACUGCUGCCACGAUGUCCGUCUGCCACAUUGAAUGAGGAAUCGCAUAUGAAUGAACCAGGUAUAUGCAUGUUGACUAUCAAUUUCCAGGGAUACAUAUAUUAAGUUGCAUGUUCAUUGCUAUUUAAUUUUGCAUAUCUUUGACCGCGCUAUGGAUUUCUCCACUUGGAACGUGUUCUGGUCCGUGACAUUUACGUUGAUAGCGACAAUGGUAACUGUAGGUAAUCUCGUUGCCAUCGUGAUGUUUAUAAAACGGAAAUUUCUGGAGCGCUUUCGUUUCCUUUUAUUAAGCCUGGCCAUUGCAGACACAUUCGUGGGAACCUUAUCAGUUCCCCUGUACAUUGCUGUUGGUAUCCAUCCACAUGAAAAGUUGUUGGUACUCGUAUUUCAAUGCUUAGAUAUAUUUACAGGAAUGGUGUCUAUUUUUACUCUGGCUUGCAUUUCACUGGUGAGAAUGCACGCCAUCGUAUGGCCCUUCCGCCAUCGUGCGCUGAAAUCGUAUUUUCAAUCGUGCGCCAUCGGAUUCCCGUGGUUACUUGGUUUGCUGGGAGUUUCAUCUCGACUGCUCUAUCAUUUUGAGGUUGUUUCUCGAAUGAUGCUUUCAGUCAUGUCAAACGCAUUUCUCUUAACGCCUCUUCUGCUGAUAACCACCUCUUACAUUUUGAUAUGGAGUAAAAAACCUCGUGGACUUCCGAACGAAGUCCAGGGAGAUAAUCAAAACAACAAACUGGCAAAAACAUUGGUUAUUAUAACGGCAACGUUCCUCCUAACCUGGUGUCCACAUCAGAUUACAAACCUGUUAUUUUCAUUUUGCAUGUCAUGCAGUCAGCGACCGUAUGCCUAUACAGUGGUUCAUGUCAUGAAGAUAUUGCAGUUCAGUAACUCUUUUAUAAACGUUAUUAUCUACACCUUGAGGUUUCCGGAAUACAGACAGACACUUAGUUUCUGUGCCUUCUAGCGUGUGUUCUAAUUUAGAUCCUAAAGAGAGGGAAAGUAAAACUAAAUAGAUUUAGAUUUAGAGCACAAUCGUAACAAACACACGAAGUAAAAGCGUCUCUAGGAUUAACGCUACCAUCUUGAGAACCGACAGCUGUCUACAUGUAAGUGACAAGUUCAAUUAUGAGAGAAUAUUGACCGGCAAUAGAGCAUUUUGAUUGGUUGAUUUUAGUUAUUGGCCCUCUGACUUCCAGAGUCGUGUAAUAAUGAAACAAUAGUGUAGUAGCUCGAAGUUCCAUCUUUGAAUAACUUUGAGUAGUCACCAGAAGAAUGACUGGGGAAAAACUUAUUUCGCCAUAUUCAAUACAAAUAGAAAAUAAAAACUUGUAAUUGACCAGGGAAAAUUAAUUUCGCCAUAUUCAAUACAAAUAGAAAAUGAAAACUUGUAAUUAUUAUUAAGAGUAUGCAUAAGACAUCAUAUAGAUUUUGUGGUUCAAUUUUAUCCUUGGUUUAAAUUUUAUUUUCUAUUGUUUCAACCCUAUUAUCAUACAUUACCAUAACCAAAAACGAUGGAAAAUAAAAUUUAAACCAAGCAUAAAAUUGAAUCACAACAUAGACACCAGACAUUCUUUUUGGGAUAAAGAUUCCAAUCUUCAACAGAAGCAUUUGGGCUAUUUGCUCCAACAUUAGCUGCCUUUUCUGAUAAUUUGAUGGCGUAUUCAAUAAUCGAAAUCUCGUGUAUCUUCAGAUUACUCGAAACCUAGGCUCAGGUACCUUUAGUGAAAUUCUUUAGCUUGUCCUUAUAAUAGGGUCAGUACUCUUUCAUAUCGUGACGCUCUUGCACUGGUAACAAUCGUCGCUCUUUGUAAUAAAAUAUUCACAUUUUGUAAUAAAGCUGUCGCACUUUGUAUAAACUUAGUAUAAGAUGGUUGGAGGGCGAGUAAACUCGAUGAUAACCAUCAUUCCUGUCUAUAAAAACGUUAAUACUAAUAUUACUGAU